Messenger RNA from Aspergillus affinis, 1620 nucleotides. RefSeq lists its product as uncharacterized. Lineage: Eukaryota; Fungi; Ascomycota; Eurotiomycetes; Eurotiales; Aspergillaceae. The transcript has 6 exons. The coding region runs from base 1 to 1620 and encodes 539 amino acids. The record is from RefSeq and is a predicted model, not a curated record.
AUGUUGAGCCUGAUGAAACGAGCUGGUCUAACUGCGACAGUGUGUGUCUCCCUGGUCGCCGGCAGCCCAUGUCUUCCCUCAUGGUCGGCGAACACAUGUGGACUCUUUUCCGAGUCCAUGGAUUAUCUGGACCGCAUAUAUGAUCCGAGUGCCGGGUAUGUCUUCGCGCCCAGUGCAGCGACGGCUUUGCGACGUGAUACUCGCGCGUCGGCGUGGUAUGUAGUUGGUCUGCUGGCUCGCAAUCAGGGUGACGAUGUCUCCCAGGCCAUGACGAUCAUUGAGAAUAUCAUAUCUGCCCAGCUCAAGGAUCCCGAGGAUCAAUGGUACGGCGACUAUGAGAAAUACCCAGAAGAACCGACAGUAGGCAGCGCGGCGUAUCCUCCACUAAUCUACGACACCUGGGAUCCGAACUGGCGAGAGUUCAUCGGAACGGCAUUCAUCAUAGCCUUGGAGGAAUUUCCUCAUUUGAUCGAUAGUGACAUGACUCGUCUUAUGCACGCGUCUCUUUACAACAACACGAUUGGGGAUAGCUACCGGGUCGGAGGCGUCGAUGACGAUAACCUCUACCCGUCGUAUACCAAUCCGUCACUAAUGCGAGCCUUGAUCAGUGGCUGGACGGGCCAAAAACUAGGCGACGCCAACAUGACCCAAGCGGGCGAGGCCUACGCGAACGAAAUCAUCUCUCUCUUUGACCGAGCCGACACGUUGUCUGAAUUCAACAGCGCCACAUACACCGGCGUGUCCCUGAUUGCACUCACAACAUGGGCCAAGUAUGCCGCCGAAGACUCGGUGAUGAAGCAAAAAGGCAAAGAGAUGCUCCAAGCCACCUGGACCACGAUCGGACAAUUGUAUCAUGCGCAGUUGAAGAACCUCGCCGGGCCGUGGGACCGCUCGUACGGAUUCGACAUGCAGAAAUAUUUCGGCCUCAUGUCUGCCCAUAUCUGGGCGUUGGGGGGCAAGGAGGAAUCUCCGGUGAUCGACAAGGUUUAUAUGAUGUCUCACAACGCGGACUUUGCCACCUCCCCGCUCGUGGCCGUCUUGUCUAAUUUCCACAAUUCCCUGGUCCCUCCCUCAGUCAUCGAUGCCCUAAGGGUCUUUCCGGGUGAACACUCGGUGAGCACGUCCGCCUACUCCAUACCCUACGACUCCUUCCCUCGGCGUGUCAAUGCGUGGCUAGGAGAGAAGAUCAGUAUCGGUUGCGAGAGCUUCAACGAGACCGUUAUCGGCGGGCCGGCGGAGAACCCAUCUACAUUCAAUCCGGCGGUCAUUCAGUGGGACACCGGUGCUGGAAUCGGCUGGAUAGUGCUGUAUGCAACCGAACAAGCGGUUGACGCUGUCGCUGGUCCGGGGUAUCUGAACCUCACGUAUCCCUAUGGAACGGAUUCCUCCCAGUUCCAGUUCCUGGUAUCUCCCUUCUCUCGGAAGAAAGACGUGACUGGCUGGGGAGAUCUCGCAGGGCUGAAAGUCACUGUGUCCGGAACUGUGGUGUCGGAACCACAAGUGUCAUAUAGUGCAAGUGAUGCUACCAUCAAUGAUUUCUUCUACUGGAACUUGACCAAUACGAUGCCUCGGGGUAGCACCGCAGCGCCGAACAUAAUGUUAGAGGUGGAAGUCGUAUGA